AUGGAAUUUGGGAUGAACAAAUGUAAAACACUACACAUAAACAGAGGUAAAUGGCAAAACGAAGAGCAGGCAUCUACAUUAAACAAUGAACACUUAGACAACAUGCAACCCAACGAAUAUUACAAAUACUUGGGAAUUUUACAAAACAGAAAAGUUGACCAUACCGCACUCAAAACCCAACUAAAAGAACAAUACAGGAAAAGACUAAGUAAAAUACUGAAAACCGAACUAAAUUCAAAAAACACAGUUAGAGCGAUUAACACCUACGCCAUACCGCUGCUCACCUAUUCAUUUGGAAUCAUUAAAUGGUCCAAAACAGAUCUGGAAAAUUUAAAUAUUCUGACAAGAACUCAGCUAACUAGAUUCCGACAGCUGCAUCCCAACUCUUGCAAGGAGAGGCUGACCAUUGAAAGAAAAGAAGGAGGUAGGGGCCUGACAGAUAUUCACGAAAUACACAACAAACAGAUUAAUUCACUAAGAAAAUACUUUAAAGAAAAAAAUACCUCAUUACACCAAGCAGUAACUAUAGCGGAUGCUAACUACACACCAUUAAAUCUUAACGCAGAAAAUAUUCCUGUUUCAAAUAUACUCACAUUAGAGGAAAAGAAAAACAAAUGGUCCCAAAAGCAACUACAUGGAAAACACUGUCAUAUUAUGAACAACCCCGACAUCGAUAAAGAACUGUCAUAUUCAUGGCUACAAAAAGGGCAACUGCAACCGGAAACGGAGGGAUUCAUUAUAGCGAUACAAGAUCAAGUAAUAGCAACGCGCAACUACAGGAAAUACAUAAUAAAAGAUAGAGCCCAACAAACGGAUACCUGCAGGCGUUGCCACCUCCAAAGUGAAACAAUAGAGCAUAUUACAAAUGGUUGUAAACUACUCACUGGUACAGAAUACACUCUAAGGAAUGACUUUGUUGGGCGUAUUAUACAUCAAGAAAUAGCAAAAACAUAUAAAUUUAUACAAGAAGAACAGCCCUAUUACAAAUACACGCCGCAAUCUGUCUUUGAAAACGACACUAUAAAACUCUACUGGGACAGAACGAUCCAUACUGACAGGACAGUAACAUGCAAUAGACCUGAUAUAACGUUAACACUAAAAAAAGAGAAAGUAACAUAUAUAAUAGAAAUCAGUGUUCCGAAUGACAACAACAUAACAAAGAAAUAUGAAGAAAAAAUUAGCAAAUACAUUCCACUAACACAGGAAGUAGAACGAAUAUGGCAACAAAAAGAAGUUAAAAUCCUACCAUUUAUUAUAUCUAGCACGGGCCUCACACACAGGAAAUUUAAAGAAAACCUCGAUAUUUUAAAUUUAAAAGGUCAUAUUCACACACUUGCUCAAAGAGCAGUAAUUAUUAAAACCACAAACAUAACCCGCUCCUUCCUAAAACAAUAG
This is a messenger RNA of Sitophilus oryzae (rice weevil), 1395 nucleotides long. RefSeq lists its product as uncharacterized. Bases 1 to 1395 code for a protein of 464 amino acids. The transcript has a single exon. Lineage: Eukaryota; Metazoa; Arthropoda; Insecta; Coleoptera; Curculionidae. The record is from RefSeq and is a predicted model, not a curated record.